AUGGGAGUAUUUCGGCAGGAAUUUUUGUUAAAAAACUAUCUUGCAAAAUUCAAAUCUGUGGAACCUUUUUACAAACCACAGUGGAAAUGGCCGGUUUGGGUUAUGUUAGUGUAUCGGGGAAUUUUCUCCUUUUACACAGUAUUUGGUUUGAUCUAUUACUUGGUGUACCGCCAGGAUCUUCGACAUCCAACUAUUUUGUAUCUAGCAACGUGGGCGUAUAUCGCCUUGACGCUAUACCAUCUAGUGGCACUAAUUGUAACGAGCUAUAUUUUUGCCAAAACCACAAAGGAGGAGAAAACUGAAACUAUUCCUCUGACAACCGGAAGUGUCAACAAUGAUCGAGUUGACGAAGAAGAGACAACAGCAAAUAAGAAAAAUUCGUUACCAUGGUACGUCAUCAUUACUUGGUUACUAGCGAAUGUUUCCUACACGUCUGCAAUAACCGUCACAACGGUGUUCUACUUCGCGUUGUUUCCCCUGGGUGGUGUGAAUACAGAUAUGGAAGACGUCAACAUCCAUGUAUUUAAUACGAUAUUGGUUCUGGUAGAUGUUUCUAUCACUGCUAUACCUGUACGUCUGUACCACGUAUCCUAUACUAUCAUAGCUGGUGGGGUGUACUCUGUUAUGUAUGAAGUCUACUGGAACGUUAACAAGAGCAGGAAUGUUCUAUAUCCUGGAUUACUCGAUUGGAAUAAACCGGAGAUAGCCACGAUGGUGAACUUCACGCUACUGUUUAUUGUACUUCCAUUACUACAAUUUAUGUUUUUCGGUUUCUAUCGACUCCGUCUCUUCAUCUUUGAGAAAAUAUAUAAGCAAAAGUAUGAACAUGAACCAUAA
Molecule: messenger RNA, 837 nt
Organism: Lottia gigantea (owl limpet)
Lineage: Eukaryota; Metazoa; Mollusca; Gastropoda; Lottiidae
Exons: 2
Coding region: 1-837 (278 amino acids)
Cellular component (GO): membrane
Source: RefSeq, a predicted model, not a curated record